This is a messenger RNA of Papilio machaon (common yellow swallowtail), 1324 nucleotides long. It is a transcript of the gene eIF3m, whose product is annotated as eukaryotic translation initiation factor 3 subunit M. The record is from RefSeq and is a predicted model, not a curated record. Gene Ontology annotation, molecular function: translation initiation factor activity. Gene Ontology annotation, cellular component: eukaryotic translation initiation factor 3 complex; cytoplasm. NCBI's taxonomy places the organism in Eukaryota, Metazoa, Arthropoda, Insecta, Lepidoptera, Papilionidae. The transcript is spliced from 7 exons. The coding region runs from base 141 to 1301 and encodes 386 amino acids. Gene Ontology annotation, biological process: cytoplasmic translational initiation.
GCCACAUGCCAAUGUCACUGUGUUAGUCUUUUUAAUCCGCUUGCUUAGCUGGCCAAGUCUUAAUUUAUUAUUUUUGGCUGUAAUAAAACCAACUCGCUUUUAAUUUAAACAAAAUUAUUAAAAAAGCCAUUGUUUGCAAUAUGCAGGGUCCAGCCAUUUUUAUGGACAUAUCGCUCGAAGACCAAGCACAAGAACUCAGAAAGUAUUUUAAAAGUCUUGGUGCAGAAAUAUCCGAGGAAAAGUCUCCAAAGGGAAUAGAAGAUGAUUUACAUAAAAUAGUUGGUGUGUGUGAUGUUUGCUUGAAAGAAACUAACGAAAAUGAAAUCGAAGCCAUCCUAAACAGUAUUGUUUCUAUAAUGGUUUCCAUACCAUUGGAAAGGGGUGAAAAUCUUAUUGUGGCAUUCAGUCAAAGGCUUGGUAAAUCACCAGGUCCCAAAGUUGGAUUGAUAGCUUUACAGUCUCUAUGGAGGUUGUAUAAUAACUUAGAGGCCAAUUCCCCAUUAAGAUACCAUGUGUAUUACCAUGUGAUUGAGCUUGCUGCACGUGUUGGCGCUGUCAAGGAUGUGUUCUCAGGUGUGGAGCAUCUAAAGAAAGAAUUCUCUAGCUGCCCACCCUCUAAUGAACAGAUGCAAAAGUUAUACAGAUUACUGCAUCAAGUGUUAAAAGAUCAUAACAGUGAAUUAGCUUCAAAGGUCAUGAUAGAGUUACUUGGCACAUACACAGAUGAGAAUGCAUCAUAUGCCAGAGAAGAUGCUAUCAAGUGCAUAGUCACUGCACUUGCUGAUCCAAACACAUUCCUAUUGGACCCAUUGCUGUCAUUGAAACCUGUUAGGUUUUUGGAAGGAGAGCUGAUAUAUGAUUUACUCACAAUAUUUGUAUCGGAGAAACUUUCAAGUUAUUUAACAUUUUAUCAAAAUCACAAAGAGUUUGUACAGUCUCAAGGGCUUAACCAUGAACAGAAUGUGAAGAAGAUGAGAAUAUUGUCAUUUAUGCAGAUGGCGGAGAGCAAUCCCGAAAUAACCUUUGAUGAGAUGAUAACUGAACUUCAGAUUGAUGAGAAGAAUGUUGAAGCUUUUAUCAUUGAAGUGCUGAAGACAAAGUUGGUGCGCGCGCGCAUGGACCAGGCUGCGCGUACAGUGCGCGUGACUAGCACAAUGCACCGUACGUUUGGACCUGCGCAGUGGCAGCAACUGCGCAGUGUGCUGCUCGCCUGGCGCGCUAAUGUACAUCAAGCACACGAAUCCAUGAAGUCCGUCGCCGCCGCACAGUUGGAGUACACCGCACAGCAACAGAAAGCAUAAAAUUUCAGACAAUAAAGUUUUUA